AACCCAAGCCGAACCCAACCCCCCGGCCACCAACACCUCGUCGGAGUCGCCACCAGAACCCGUACCCAAAGCUGAAGUGGAUGGCACAGGCGCGUCACCUAAGGUGGAACCGGACGUCGAGACUGCUGGGCGGGAACCGGAAAUUCCCGGUGAAACCGCUUCUUCGGAUGCAAAAUGCGACUCCAAGGCUGCUGCACCGCAGACGGAAGCCGCCGAUAAAGCUGGGAACUCGCAAACGAUCGAAUCAGAGGUGCAAAGAGUAGCUGCGGCGUCCACAUCGCCCAGAGUUGAAUCCGGUGACAAACCGGCCCCGAAGAUAAAGAAAAAGAUUAUCCGCAGAGUCAUCGUCAGAACCAGAAAGGUUCCGGUGCAGAAGAAAGUGCCUGCUGGCGAAAACCCUAGCCCUGCUUCUACGAAUUCGGCAAACCCUGUCUCUGCACCCGCCAAUUCAGAUAACCCUAGCUCGAGUCCUAAUGAACUUCCGAAGCCUAGUAAAGAGGAGGACGCAAAGCCUGUGCAGGCGGCGUCGGUGGAGCUGACCGAAGAAAAGAAACCGGUGGAGGAUAAUGAAGGCCCGAAGCCAGCGACGGUUGACACGGCCGCGCAAGCCGGCGACGCUGGACCGAAGCCACUAUCAGGAGAAAAAAUGGGGGUGGACUUGUGGGUGGACGAAUUCGAGGUAGCGGAGCGGAGAAAGAAAAGAAGAACAGAGAUCUUCAUAGGUGGAUUGGAUAAGGAGGCGAAGGAAGAGGACAUCCGCAAGGUAUUUGAGAAGGCAGGGGAGAUUGUGGAGGUGAGACUCAUUAAGAACAGUCAGACCGGGAAGAACAAAGGCUACGCAUUCUUGAGAUAUGCGAAGCCGGAUGAAGCUCAACGUGCCAUAAAUGAGCUUGCUCGUGCCGAGGUGUGUGGGAAGCCUUGUGCAGCAGCUCCUCUUCAGGAUAAUGAUACUAUUUUUCUUGGCAGUAUUGAUAAAAGGUGGAAAAAGGAAGAUGUCAUUAGAAUAUUGCAAGAAAUUGGCAUUGAGAAUAUUCACACGGUUUAUGUCAUGAUGGAUCCCAAUAAUCCUGGCCACAACCGUGGUUUUGCAUUCCUUGAGCUUGAGACUAAUAAAGAUGCACAAAAUGCUUACAGAAAGCUGCAGAAGAAGGAUGUAUUUGGAAAAGGGCGAAAUGUCAAGGUGGCCUGGGCCGAGCCAUUAAAUGAUCCUGGCGAAGAGGAGAUGCAGAAGGUCAAAUCAGUUUAUGCCAAUGGGAUUCCAGCUUCUUGGGAUGAAGAAAAAGUUAAAAAAUACUUCUCAAAGUAUGGAGAAAUAGAAAGGAUCAAACUUGCAAAGGAUAUGCACAACCCCAAGAGAAAGGACUUUGCAUUUGUUAACUAUGCAACCCGUGAGGCUGCUCUUGCUUGUAUUGAGUCUUUCAAUAAGGAGGAAGUGGUUGAUGAGGGCUGCAAGGUAAAUAUCAAAGUAAUGCUUGCCAAACCUGUUCAAAAGAGCAAUCAGAAUAAGGGAAGGACAAAGGUUCCAGAUGUGGAACAGUCGAAAGAGAAAAUAAAACAGUCCAAAGAGAAAAGAAACGAAGCUCAUGAUCGUCCCAUGGAAAAUAUUGUUCCUUCCAAGAAGGGAAGGUUCAUUGGAAAGGGUGGGCCUCCUCCGAGCAUUGAAAAGAAAUCAUCCGAUACAGAGGAACUAAUACGGGUUUUAAGGGAACAGGCAGCAUGGAAGCAGGGCACCUCAGGAUUUGCUAGAGUCUCGGCAAUUGAAGACUAUUCCCAUGGCCUGCCUGGAGGCAAGCGGCCUCUCUCAGCACUGGGUGAAGAUCCUUAUUCUGAACCAAGAGGAUACUCACGUGCUCGUGACAGUUCUUUUCCACACACAAGCACAAGCUCAUUCUCUUAUGAUGGGGCUGGAACAUCUAUUCCAUUUUAUCAGCGCCAUUCUGCUGGAUAUGCUGGUUCAGCAUAUACGUCUGGUUCGGACUAUUCUACUUCAGGAAAGAUGCGUUAUGGAACUUACUCCUAUGGUGGUGGCCCUUCUCUUGGAUCUUAAGUCUGCUGCCACAACUCGAAGCUGACCAAAUUUGUCAGGUCUUGGUGUGGAAGGCGAACGAGGUUCUGGCCGUUGGCGCUUGUGUGCAUCGCACCUUGGAAGUCUGGGCCCUUACAAGUUUUGACAGAAAGCCGCAGCUGGCCACAACAGACUUUUCGUUGCUCUAGCAAUCUGCUAUACCACAUUUAUGGGAAAGUGAUGCUGGCGUUGCACUGUAACUCCUUUCACCUGUCCUCUUCUGUACAGUGUAGGACAUCACUAAAUUUACUGACACUGAACCGGCAUUGGAUGUGGCUUUCAUUUUUAAGUGUCUUGGGAAACUCUUGUGGGAUUCGCUGCCAGCCUCUUAAUGGUAAAACUGUUUGGCUGUGCAAAGAGGAGGUCAUUUCUGUACAUUGAAAAGGGGACAGUUGUUUACCUGACGAAUAUCUGUUUCAUAGAAUCCAGUGGAAUUGUUUGAUAGAA
This is a messenger RNA of Nymphaea colorata (pocket water lily), 2512 nucleotides long. RefSeq names its product heterogeneous nuclear ribonucleoprotein Q-like. The record is from RefSeq and is a predicted model, not a curated record. Gene Ontology annotation, molecular function: mRNA binding. The transcript has 12 exons. Gene Ontology annotation, cellular component: nucleus. Lineage: Eukaryota; Viridiplantae; Streptophyta; Magnoliopsida; Nymphaeales; Nymphaeaceae. Bases 647 to 2047 code for a protein of 466 amino acids.